GAUUCUUCAUCGGUGCAUCCGAAUUCCAAACUCUAGAAUCAGCGCUGUCGUAAUCUUCUUCAUCUUCUACGGCCAAACCCAGCUCUCGCUCUGCACCGGCCUCACCAAACAAGUGGCCUCGUCAAGUCCGCCGCCGCCGCCAUGGCCUCGCCGGCUAAAGAAACCAAGAUAACACCCAGUUCCACAAAGUCAGUAGCAGUUGUUGGUGGUGGAGUUAGUGGGCUAGCUGCUGCCUAUAAACUUAAAUCAAAUGGUUUGAGUGUCACCAUUUUUGAAGCUGAUGGAAGAGCUGGAGGCAAAAUCAAAAGCAGUUCAGAGAAUGGUUUUAUAUGGGAUGAAGGGGCAAAUACAAUGACAGAGAGUGAAAAGGAUGUUGGAAGAUUGAUUGAUGAUCUAGGUCUUCAAGAGAAGAAACAAUAUCCUAUUUCUCAAAACAAGCGAUAUAUUGUGAGGAAUGGAAUGCCGCAAAUGAUUCCAUCAAAUCCCAUAGCUCUGAUUACAAGUAGCAUUCUGUCUCCACAAUCAAAGUUAAAGAUAUUUCUGGAACCUUUUUUGUGGAAGCAUCAAGGCACAAAGAGCUCCUUAAAGGUGUCUGAUGAAUGUUCACAGGAAAGCGUGGGGCAGUUCUUUCGACGGCAUUUUGGAACAGAGGUUGUUGAUUAUCUUGUUGAUCCUUUUGUCGCUGGCUCCAGUGCUGGGGAUCCAGAAUCACUAUCUAUGCGCCAUGCAUUUCCAGAGUUAUGGAACCUAGAAAAGGAGUUUGGUUCAGUCCUUGUUGGGGCUAUCCGGUCCAAACUAACAGGUAAAGCGAAAGUUAAGGGGGAAAGAAAAACAUCAGUGGAAAAGACAAAACAUCAGCGUGGUUCAUUUUCGUUUCAUGGUGGAAUGCAGGCACUCACAGACAUGCUAUGUAAGGAGUUUGGUGGUGAUAACUUGAAACUAAACUCAAAGGUGCUGUCAUUAUCUUGUAAUGUUGAUGGAAGCUCUCCAUUUAGUAGCUGGUCACUUUCUUAUGCUGCAAAUGAUGCCAACACUAAGGCACUCAGAAAGGAUCAAUCUUUUGAUGCAGUCAUAAUGACAGCUCCCCUUUGUAAUGUUCAGGAGAUGAAAUUCACAAAAAAGGGAAACCCUUUUGUUCUUGACUUUCUUCCGAAGGUAAAUUAUCUACCAGUAUCUGUCAUAGUCACCGCCUUUAAGAAGGAAAAUGUCAGAAGACCUCUGGAGGGAUUUGGAGUGUUAGUGCCUUCCAAAGAACAACAGAAUGGCUUGAAAACUCUUGGUACUCUUUUCUCUUCCAUGAUGUUUCCUGAUCGAGCUCCCAAUGAUCAGUAUCUUUACACUACAUUUGUUGGGGGCAGUCGGAAUAGGGAUUUAGCUGGAGCACCAGUGGAUGAGCUGAAACAAACAGUGACUUCUGACCUUAGAAAGCUGUUGGGCGUAGAGGGACAGCCAACAUUUAUCAGGCACAUUUACUGGAGAAAUGCUUUUCCCUUGUAUGGUCAUGAUUAUAAUUUAGUCUUGGAAGCUAUAGAAAAGAUGGAGCAAAACCUUCCUGGGUUCUUCUAUGCAGGUAACCAUAGGGAUGGAUUGUCUGUUGGGAAAGCAAUAACAUCAGGAUUCAAAGCAGCUGACCUUGUUUGACUUUGGUGUCAUGGUGCUCAGUUCCGGUAUUCUUCUCGUUCUUAUCCUAUUCACCUACAAACCAUGUUGGCUGGAUUACUACUACAAAAUUUCACCCUCCUCCAGGUCCAUGUGGUUACAGGAUUUUGCAUUUUCUGGAACUCGGAGCAAACGAUCAAUGAUAAACAGUUUUGAUCCAAUUUAGUUACGGUCCAUGAAGUGCCGUAGUGGCCUAAUUAUUAGAACUUCUUAGGCCAGUGGCUAUAACUGAGGAACAACAUUAGUCUCCUUGCCAAUUAUGUUCAGCUCCCUUGGAUGAUGAAGGUCAGUGUAUUGGAAUUUGGCAACUGACAGAAAUUUCUUAACGAAGAAAUUUAUACUCUUAGCCUCGUGACGACAGAUAGUUGAGUUGAAAAGGUUCUAUUUUUUGGGAUUUUUGCAUCUAUGCCGCUGUACAUAUUUGAUUUUGCAUGUAUACCCCUAU
This is a messenger RNA of Elaeis guineensis (African oil palm), 2104 nucleotides long. The record is from RefSeq and is a predicted model, not a curated record. NCBI's taxonomy places the organism in Eukaryota, Viridiplantae, Streptophyta, Magnoliopsida, Arecales, Arecaceae.